UUCCGGUUCCCUUGCCCCGGCAUGGCUGCUUUAGGGACCUGGCUGUCCAGUGUCCGGAGAUUGCACUGCAGCGUAGUGGCGCGGGCCGGCGGCCAGUGGCGACUCCAGCAGGGGCAGGCUGCCAACCCUUCCGGCUAUGGGCCCCUCACGGAGCUCCCUGACUGGUCUUUCGCUGAUGGCCGCCCUGCACCACCAAUGAAAGGCCAGCUUCGAAGAAAAGCUCAAAGGGAGAAGCUUGCAAGACGAGUUGUACUGCUGACACAGGAAAUGGAUGCUGGGUUACAGGCGUGGAAGNUCAGGCAGCAGAAAUUGCAGGAGGAAAGGAAGCAGGAACAUGAUCUUAAACCUAAAGGGACCUUACUGAGAAGUCCACUUCCAAAUCAAUAAAAAGCAGCUCCUGUCCCACUU
Molecule: messenger RNA, 408 nt
Organism: Mus pahari (shrew mouse)
Lineage: Eukaryota; Metazoa; Chordata; Mammalia; Rodentia; Muridae
Gene: Mrpl52
Product: mitochondrial ribosomal protein L52
Exons: 5
Coding region: 22-387 (121 amino acids)
Biological process (GO): mitochondrial translation
Cellular component (GO): mitochondrial large ribosomal subunit
Molecular function (GO): structural constituent of ribosome
Source: RefSeq, a predicted model, not a curated record